UUGAAUGCUUAGUGUUGUUGGGUUGCCUGUGGCUUUGCGAACAAGCCACAGGUCAGCGGUUGACUUCAAAAUUCAAGAUGGCGGGCGCCAGGCAUCUUCGUGGUACAAUAUAUACCAGAGUUUCAAACUUACUUCGUUCUGGAGCUAUGAAGAGCAAGCCAGUGUGGUUUGACGUUGUUGAAGCAUUUCCCCCGAUAGUAGAGACCAAAAUUAAUAGAAAGCCAGAACCUGGUCGAGUCAUGAAGCUAGAAUAUCCAGAGGACUAUUUUAGAAGAAAAUUUUAUAACACAUUCAAGUCAUAUGGAACAUUAGAUCUGCAUAAAGGGGAAAGCCCUCCAACAGACUGUGAAAUGUUCGUUAAAAAAUGUCAUGAUUUUGUCAGUCAAGGAAUGGAACAAGAAGAAGCAUUUGAAUGUACUACAAAGGAUUUCAUGUCAGAAACUCCCACAUUGAAAAAGCAACUACUUUCAGAAGAAGAGAAUAAAAGACAGGCAUCCUCUGGUGAUAGUGAUUCAGUUACAGAUAUUUAUGAAUUCUUAACAUCUAGAGAUGGUCCAUACAAGCCUAAGUCAAAUAAGUCAGAUGAAUAAACUAUUUGGAUACAUUUUUCUUGGAGCUUAGACUUGAGGUGUGACUCUUAAACAAAAACGAAUMCUGCUCCACCUGGAUAAAUUCUGUAAGGUAUAUCAACAGGAGUUGUUGUGAUAUGGCGUAAAAAUGAUUGCCCUGGAGGCUGCAUAAAGUGAUGUGGGUUACAUUUUCCAAGAAAUUUUUUCUCAUGAUUAUGUGUACAUUUGAACUUAGCAUAUAGGCAUUAUUGCCGCAAAUGCCAUUUUAAGAGAAAAUAAUUGGUUUUUCAGAUAAUUUCACAAAAUUGUUUGGUAAUUCUCAUAACAAAAUGUGUGGUUUUACAUUCCUUUAGUUUCUUGGAUUUGAUGAAAAUGCAGCCCUGAGAAAAAGGGUGAUUUGAGUGAAAAAGAAUAAAUCAAAAGAGAAAAAGAUUAAGGUCAAUAUGAAUAUGAAGUGCAGUGAAUAGUGAAAGCAACAAUACGACUGAGGAAAAUUCUGAAUUKAAAUUUUUCAAAUAAAAACUCAAUAUUAACUAAA
Messenger RNA from Actinia tenebrosa (Australian red waratah sea anemone), 1107 nucleotides. RefSeq names its product small ribosomal subunit protein mS23. Gene Ontology annotation, biological process: translation. Lineage: Eukaryota; Metazoa; Cnidaria; Anthozoa; Actiniaria; Actiniidae. The record is from RefSeq and is a predicted model, not a curated record. Gene Ontology annotation, cellular component: mitochondrion; ribosome. Gene Ontology annotation, molecular function: structural constituent of ribosome.